AGUAUAAUCGUUUUGUAUAAAUUGUUUGUAUAUGAAUAUAGAAUCAAUGUGAUCAUGAUAUCAGAGAAGUUUGAAAAUUCAAAGAUAUGCUAAACUUGCUGGAGCAAAGUCCGCUAUGCGGCAUGUGAUUCUAUGUCGAUUGUGCCACUCGCUCAAGCUAAACGAUUAUCCACAAUUGCAUUAUUCAAAAGAAAGAUGAAGAUUUACAGACGAUUUGCCGUUUUGGUGGCGCUUUCUAUGUUGGGAUUGGUCAGGGCAGCGUUCAACCCCGAAAUUUGCACACCAUACACCCCCAGCAUCAAACAACCGCCAAAUUUCCCGCCCGUUUUCUACUGGCGUAUGGAAGUAAACGAGAAUGAACGUUUGACAGUAGACGUGGAGCAGUGGGUGGACCACUAUAAGCAGUCUAUGAGUGUCAUUUACAAUGGCGCUGAAAUCAAGACCAUUUCGGACUACUAUCUAAUGGAACAAUAUAUUUUGACGUAUAAGCCAUACUAUUUCGACAGAGGUAUACCAGAAUGCGAUGUACUUGAUAUAGACCUUACCCCUUCUGUCCAAGAAGCAUAUUCAUCAAAUUCUGGUCCACUAUCAGCCCUUCUUGGCUCUCGAAUCAUAACUAACAGAUUCCGAGAUGAUUACCCUUCGGUAUACAUUGGCGAAUCAGAUGUUCGCGGAAUACCAUGUGAUCACUACAGGACGUGUGCGUACUACGAACUUUAUGACGCGACGUUUGUCAUGGAUUAUUACAUAUCAAAAUCUGGAUACCAAACGGCUUCCGGAAUUGAUCAAGUUCCUGUACGUGCGGUAGUUGUUGGAGAAGCUGUUUUGAAGUCUGGCGUUGGCUAUCCAAUUAACUUCGUGUAUGAAUUACUUUUCUUCCGAAAUGACCCCAUUCCGGCUACAGUGUUUCAGACGCCUCCUGGAGUUAGUUGCCCAAAUCGUACGAAUACGACACCAAUUAUACCAACACCGCCAGACCAGUUUCAGUUGCGAGUGGAGGAAAUAGUAGAUUUCUACAACAUUGUCGUCUAUGCUGAUGAAUGGUAUGAUUAUUCUGCCAAUUUGAUAAGAUAUGACUAUGCUCCGGUCGCACCCUUACCAGGUUAUACGUACGGAUUAGACCCGAUGAGCGAGAUCCAUGACUACAAUACAGGUAUCGCCUAUCUCAUCGACAAAUAUACGAACAACUGUACUGCAAUGCCGAUCUACAACUCAACAAGCGACUCGGUGCCAACUGACGACCCCCAUUAUAUUCGAAUGAAAACAGGCUACGAGAUGUUCGGCUAUGACCAGGUCAACUACAAGUACGAGGGCCAGAGAACUGUACGAGGCAUUCUUUGUCAUGUUUGGGUCGGAAGCCGAACCAACUGGCCACCUAACUUCAAUAAAGAAACUACAUGGGAAUUUUACUGGACUGCCGAAGAUUGGGUGGAUGAUACCGGAGUGACCAGAUUAACCAACGAACCAAUACAGCAGCGAAUAUAUUUUAUAGAAGAUGUCCGCUAUGCAAGUCGAGUCUGGGUAGCUUUCACUCUACUUGAUACGCCUGACAUACAGGGUGAUGUAGCGAAUCCAGUGAAUGAACCAGGUCUUUCAGAAGCCUUCACAAAUAUUGAAACCGCGAUAAAUAUUGGUUAUUUGAAAUUCACUAUGACGUCUGAAGAGGGUGGUAUUGAUAUUUUUGCGCUGCCAAAGACACUGUCAGAAGAAAUCAUUGACCCAAACAUUCCAAUGACCGAUUUAACAUAUUCACCCGGAGUGAUGGCUGGAGCUGCUUGUGGAUCAGCAUUAAUUGGUUUUACCUUGAGCUUUUCAAUUAAAAUAUAUAUUGAUGCUAGAUCAAAAAAUGGCAGCUGAAGCUGAAUUGCAUAUAUAUAAUAUAAAUAUACAUA
Anneissia japonica is the source of this 1892-nucleotide messenger RNA. RefSeq lists its product as uncharacterized. NCBI's taxonomy places the organism in Eukaryota, Metazoa, Echinodermata, Crinoidea, Comatulida, Comatulidae. The record is from RefSeq and is a predicted model, not a curated record.